Antechinus flavipes (yellow-footed antechinus) is the source of this 1484-nucleotide messenger RNA. RefSeq names its product fibroblast growth factor binding protein 2 (gene FGFBP2). NCBI's taxonomy places the organism in Eukaryota, Metazoa, Chordata, Mammalia, Dasyuromorphia, Dasyuridae. Bases 303 to 992 code for a protein of 229 amino acids. The transcript has 2 exons. Gene Ontology annotation, biological process: cell-cell signaling. Gene Ontology annotation, molecular function: growth factor binding. The record is from RefSeq and is a predicted model, not a curated record.
GAUGUAUGUGUGAGUGUGACGGGCGCGGGCUCACUGAGUUGGUCCAUCCUGGAUAUACUUAGAACAGCCCCUUCCAGGAAGGAGCCCAGUUGCCAUUUGACACUCCCUCUAACUUAGCCCUGCAGAAACAGUUGGCUUUUUCAUCCAGGAUUCAGCCCACCAGGAGGGAGAAAGGGGGCUUUGUGUGGCUGCCCUUUAAGUCGGGGCCACCCGGGCUGCGGGCCCUUCCCUGCUUGGGGCUGAGUGGGGAAGGUCUGAGCAGGGAAGGUCUGAGCCGGGAAGGUCUGAGCUGGGAGCUGGCCAUGGCGUUCGGGGCCUGCCUUCUGCUGCUGGCCGGCUGCUGUCUUGGGGCUUUGGGACAGACCCCGAGGCAGAAGAAAAUCCCUCCUGGGGAAGACCUUCACUUCCAGACCAAGGGCAAGGAUGCUUGUUCCAUGAGGGUCAGCGACCAGGGGGAAAUCCGCCUGAGGCUCGAGUGCAGGAACCAGGCCCGGGCCUCCUGGUGCGAGUACAGCGGGAAGCCGGGGCUCUGUGGGGCCUUCGUCAGCAACCCGACGCUCUACUGGAGCCAGGUGGUGCUGGGCCUGAGGAGGCUGAGUGAGCCCUGCCUGGCGGCCCCGGUGCUGAAGCCCCCUCUGUGCCAGGGCGCCGGGCCUGAGGCGCAGCUCAGGCAGGAGGCCUCCAGCCUGAAGGGGACCCCCAGCCUGAAGGGGCCCCCCCUCUCCAGCCAGCAGUCUGAAGAUUCCAGGCCUUCCAAAGUGGGGCCCAGGCCUGAGGGGCCAGCCCAGAAAGACUCCAAGGAAGCCCAGGUGGGCAAAAGGUCCGCUAAGAAGGUGGUGAGAGCCAAGCCCACGGGCCCCGCUGCGGGGAAGCCGACCCCACCAGGGCAGCAGGCCCGCAGAGAGGAGGAGGCCCUGAGGAUAGCCAAGGAGUACUGCUGGGAGCCCCUGCACAAGAUCUGCUCUUACAUCAUCGGCAUCUUCCUGGGCUAGGGACCCAGCCCCCAGAGAUCUCUGACAAGGAUUCUACAUGGUCUUUUGAGCCUCAGCCGUCCUCAGAGUGAAUAAACUACUUGCCUAUUGCCAGUUGAAUGGAUGUUUCAGCUACUGGGUUUUUUUGUUUAUGUGUUUAUUUGGUGUUUUGGUUUUGUUUGUUUUUGUUGUUUGGUGCAUUGGGAAGGAAACACUCCCUUUAUGAAUUUAUAGUUCAAAGUAAUAAACUUUAUGUGAGAUUGCAGGGUUAGCUCAGGGGCUCGAGGCCCAAAUGUAGUUUUACAGCUUAUUUUCAAAUCUUAGAUGCACUGUAGGGAACCUGAAAUAUAUUAACAUUAUUCUUUAGUCUUUAGAUUAGAUUUUCUAACAAAGUCUGUGUUUUGCAAUGCUCUGCAUGUGCUGUGUUGGAUGCUCAAGCGCCUGGAGACGGCCUGCAGUCCUGUACGUCUGCCCCUUGUGUGUCAACAAUAAAUGAAUGGCUUCAGGAGCCCA